AUGCAGUUAGCUAUGUAUCAAAUGCUAACAAAUCUUGCAACAAAUCCGAGUACUCCACCAUCAUCGAUUCCAGCAUUACGAUUUCGUCCUGCUCCUGAUUAUCAAGCACCGAUAAUAAAUCAUCAAAAAUCACUUAAACGUCUUGGUCCUAAACGACCACGAUUGGUAAAAACGAAUCUAACUAGUAGCGGAACAGCAUCAACUAGUACACUUAAUAUGCCAACAUCAUCAUCUUCACCUGAUGGUUACAACGCUAAUUAUAAUGACGAAAGUUAUGAAGAACUUGACCAUCGACCACUCACACGAGAAAUUAUGUCUGCUUAUUUAUUAACACGUCGUCAUCAUUUUUUUUGUCCACCACCAUGUGUAUAUUUAUCUGGUGAUGGAUGGAAAAAUGAUUUUGAACAAGAUAAUUUAUGUACUAUGAUUGGUAUUGGUGAACCAUUGUAUCAUAAUGAUAAUGGUUCACCAUCAGCUAAUAUAACACAAUCAAGUGAGAUGCAACAUUUACCAUUUGAAAGUGGAAAACGUUUUGGUGCAGCAAAAACUUUAUUUAUUUCUGAUUCUGAUAAACGUAAACAUAUAAAUUUAAAUAUAAAAAUGAUGUAUACAAAUGAUUUUCGUGAUAAUCCAUAUAUUGGAAUGUUUGAAAGUCGAAAAAUAAAAGUUAUAUCAAAACCAUCAAAGAAAAAACAAUCCGUUAAAAAUGCUGAAUCAGUAUGUAUUCAAUCAGGUAGCAAAAUAGCCUUAUUUAAUCGUCUUCGAAGUCAAAAUGUUAGCACAAGAUUUUUACAUGUCAAUGAAGGAAAAAAUGACUUUGAAGCAAGUUCAAGUGAAUGGGGAUCAUUUUGUAUACAUUUAGUUGACAAUGAAGAACCAUGUACAGAAUCAAAUAGUUUUUCAGUGAAAGAAGGUUUUGUUCAAUAUGGUUCAACAGUAAAACUUGUUUGUUCAGUUACUAAUCAAACAUUACCUCAGUUGGUUAUUCGAAAAGUCGAUAAAAAUCGUGUAUUACUCGAUUCUGAUGAGCCUGUAUCUCAAUUACAUAAAUGUGCAUUUGAAUUCAAAAGUGGACCAGCAUCGCCAUCAAGUUUAGUUUAUUUAUGUUUAACAGGUGAGCGUAUAAUUGGUAUUGCGGGUAAACCAUGUCCAAAUGAACGUUUUCGUGUUGAUAUUAAUGAUUCAGCAUGUUGGACAAUAAUAUCAACUGAUAAAGCUGAAUAUACAUGGUUUGAAGGUAGAGGUCCAGUAACACAUCCAAUUACUCCUGUUCCUGUUGCUAGACAUAUUGUUGUUGAUGGUGGUGGUGCAGCUGCAACAAUUGAAUUAACUGGAGAAAAUUUUGCACCAGGUUUAUCAGUAUGGUUUGGAGAAACAGAAUCACCAUGUACAGAUUAUCGAUCUACACAAACAAUCGUUGCUGAGGUUCCUCAAUUUUCAUCAGUAAUGCCAAAUAUGCCAUGGGUUCAACGUCCUAUUUCUACUCCUAUUUCACUUGUACGUCGUGAUGGAAUUGUUUAUUUAACUUCAUUAGUUUUUACAUAUACACCACAACCAGCACCUCCUCGAAAAGCAUCUUCAUCACCAGAAACAAUUCUUCCUGCUACAUCUGAGAAUAAUUUUUGUGAAUAA
Messenger RNA from Adineta steineri, 1632 nucleotides. The record is from the annotation of a GenBank genome assembly. NCBI's taxonomy places the organism in Eukaryota, Metazoa, Rotifera, Eurotatoria, Adinetida, Adinetidae.